ACUAAAAUAAUAUUACAUGAAUCAGGGCACAGUAAGUGGUAUUUUGUUGACAAUUGAAAUAACAAGCAAUCAUUCACACUGUCAUUGUCAUUGUAUUUAAAAAAAGAAAUUCAUAAAUAAAUUACAGAGGAACACACAAUGAAAAUUAAAACCUUUUUUUAGGGUCUCUGGUUUAUGUGUUUACAAUAUUGUUUAAAAAAGGCUAUCAGAUAAAUUUGCUACUCCAAACUUUUUUUUUUGUUUUUACAAGUAUGCCACUGACAUACAAAUGCUCUCCAGGGCCCACAGAUUUCUGUUUCCUAGCAACCAAGUUAAACAAGGAAGAGAGCAAAAGUAAAGCCGGGCUUGUUUUUGUUACUGACAAUUUGCCUGGGAAAUCGAUUCUACAGUUAGUAUUUUAAUGCUUCAUUUUAAUUACUGAUAAAUAUAUGAAGACAAGAGCAUGCAGUAAAUCAUUCCAUGUUACUGUAUUCUCCUGGUUUUUAUUUACAAACCCUGUAGAAAGCCUUAUUUAUAAUUCACAGAGUCAGAGAAGGAAGAAUCCGGCACAAUGACAGCCAGACUCGAGGAGAUCAUUCCAGACUUUUAAUUUGGGAUACUGAGAGGUUUACUCUCAUUAAUUCAGCUAUAAAGUUCACUGAAGCAAAUUCUGGAAAAUGGGCAAAGGAAAGAAAAAAGCAGGACCUAAAGGGAAAAAGAUUACCCUUAAAUUAGCCAAGAACUCAUUAAGAAUGACAGCUGAUGGCAAACGUCGACUCGACCUCAGCAACAUGGGCAUUGCAACCUUCCCCAAAUGUAUUCUAAAACUGGCAGAUGUAGAAGAGCUUGAUCUCAGCAGAAACAUGUUACAAAAGAUUCCAGACUGCAUUGAAAAUUUUAAGAAUCUACGUUGGCUGGAUUUCCACAGCAACCAGAUAGAAACACUUCCUGAGACCAUUGGGCAACUUGAAAACCUAUUUUACCUUAACCUUUGCAACAACAAACUUACAGCAGCUUCUCUUCCACUGCAGUUAGGCCAGCUGAAGAAAUUGCGCCAUCUCAACCUUGGAAUGAAUGGUUUUGAGUGCCUCCCAUCAACUCUUGCUGCUCUGAAGGAGCUACAGGAACUGGGCCUGUUUGAUAACCGACUGACUGGCCUGCCUGAAAAUAUUGCUAAUCUUCCCAAGCUCAUGAAGGUAAAUGUGAAACGGAACCCGUUCCUUCAGGCUAGAGGUGAAGAGGACAUUGACACCGUCCAGCGUUUAGAGUGUCUGUAUCUAGUCAAUGAAGAUAGCCUGUGCAAGCCCUGCUUCAAGAAGUGCAAAGAAGAAAGAGAUAAGUUAAACAAACUGAAGCACUUUGCCCCUUCUGCAAAGAAACUGACUUUCCCAGGUCUCCUUACCCCGAAUUCCACAGCACAGGAAACCGAAGAAGAGUGGAGGUAAAAAAAAUCCAACCCAGCUCUUCUCCAUACUAGGCUAACAAAAUGCAUUCAUUAAACACAGACAUGUUGAGGUGUCUUUCCCCACUGUUUGCAAUUUGCUAUUCCCUUGGUAAAUGGCAAGGGCUAUUGCACUACGUGGAAAGCCAGGCUCACUGUUAUCUGGUAUUACACCACAUAUUGUAAAAACAGUAACAUGAUAGUGCUCAGACCUCACUGAGUCUUUUGACAGCAGCACAUGCAUUGCCUUUAAUUUUAGAACUGGAAAUCACAGGCCAUUUAAACAAAUAUCAGAAGAUGAAACUUGGAAAUGGGAAUGCCAAUGAAGAUGGGGCAAAUAAUUCUAUAAAUCACAUGAUUUAAAGAAAUAAAACUGAACAUUUAAAAAUGAUA
Molecule: messenger RNA, 1813 nt
Organism: Polyodon spathula (Mississippi paddlefish)
Lineage: Eukaryota; Metazoa; Chordata; Actinopteri; Acipenseriformes; Polyodontidae
Product: leucine-rich repeat-containing protein 18-like
Exons: 2
Coding region: 657-1424 (255 amino acids)
Molecular function (GO): protein binding
Source: RefSeq, a predicted model, not a curated record